AUGUCUCGCGACACCCAAACACCCAAAAGAAGUCUCGAGAGGCUUGAUGAUGGCAGGCCAAGAUUUCAUGGCUGCUCGAGGAUUAUAGACUACGAAUACUUGGGCAAACUUGGAGAAGGUACCUUUGGAGAAGUAUCCAAGGCAAGAUCUAAGAAGAAGGGUCACCUAGUCGCCAUGAAGAAGAUCUUGAUGCACAAUGAAAAAGAUGGCUUUCCCAUUACCGCACUUCGGGAGAUCAAACUUCUCAAACAACUCGACCAUAUCAACGUCCUCAAACUUGAGGAGAUGGCGGUUGAAAGACCAAAGAACGCCAGCAAGAAGCCCAGUAUGUUCAUGGUCACUCCGUACAUGGAUCAUGACCUGUCCGGUCUGCUUGAGAAUCCCGACGUCCGCUUCACCGAGCCUCAAAGAAAAUGCUACAUGAAGCAACUGCUCGAGGGCUGUGCCUACCUACACGAAAACAGAAUUCUGCAUCGAGAUAUGAAGGCGGCAAAUUUGCUCAUCAACAAUCGAGGGAUUCUUCAAAUCGCUGAUUUUGGUCUUGCCCGGCCUUACGACGAUGCACCUCCACGCCCCGGCCACGGUGGCGGAGAGGCAACCCGAGAAUACACUACCCUUGUAGUCACAAGAUGGUACCGUCCACCCGAGCUGCUUUUACAAUUGCGCAAAUAUACGACCGCCAUCGACUUGUGGGGUGUGGGGUGUGUCUUUGGCGAGAUGUACAAAGAAAAGCCGAUAUUAGCUGGCAAUAGUGAUGUCAAUCAGGCACAUUUGAUAUUUGACCUUGUUGGAUCUCCUACAGAUGAGAGUAUGCCAGGAUGGCGCUCUCUCCCGGGCUGUGAAGGUGUGAAAGAUUUUGGCACCAAGUCGCCCAGCAUCAAGCGGGUUUUCAGUGAACUCAGUCCAACAGCGCUCUCAUUACUGACCGAAUUGUUGACUCUGGACUGGAGGAAACGAAUCAAUGCUAUCGAUGCCCUCCAGCACCCUUACUUCCACACCGAACCAUACCCUGCUAGACCUGGCGAUUUGCCGAAAUUUGAAGACUCGCACGAACUUGACCGCAAGAAGUUCAGAGACCAAAAAUCGAAACCACCCCCUGCGCCCUCAGGCGGCGCUGUUGGCAUUGGUCCCGAGGGAGAAUGGGGUCUCAAUGGCCGACCGCUCGCACACUACGAACCGGGUCGGGUUCCUCGCGGACCUGGAGGAGGCCGCCAUCAUGGAACUGGUCAACACAAGCACGGAAACUACAACAGACGCCUCCAAGGCCCUCACGCCCACAAUGGGGCAUAUGGUGCCGACUACCGAGGCCCCCCGCCGCAUCGGGACCACGGGUCGUAUGGACACGUGCCCCGACAGCCGUACGAUCAGCCGAGAACAAAUGGGCCUCCGCAACCCUACGAUGAUGGUCAUACGCGUCGUCCUCAAGCAGAUUACGUUCUUCCGCCCCGACCCCCAGUUUCAGAGGACAAUCAUCGGUAUGGCCCUUCAGAUGCGUCGUAUCGCGAUGACGGGCGAGGACCACCACCUUCCAGGUCGCGAGUACCAGGAGGUGGCCCACCAGGUGGUGAUAUUCGGCGUAGUAAUCAUCCACACGACCAAGAUACAUAUAUCCCGUCGUAUUCAAGCGCAGACCCCGAUCAUAGGGGCCCUCCGCCCAAAAUGGGUCGGAGAGGUGACCGUCCUCAUUACGGUGAGGGUCGCAGAGAAGGCUCAGUGCCCGAUUACGAUGAGCCGAUUCGCUAUGAUGAUACUGGCGCUGCCAAUGAUAGGGAGAGAGGCCGCAUGAGGGAGUCCGAUCAAGGUCCACACCACACCUCAGCGGCUUAUGAUCGCCGUCCAAGAAGCAGAAGCCCGGUGCGUGACUGGGAGAGGGAUCGGGACCGUGAUCGGAACCGCGAUCGGGCACCUGGCUAUCGAGAGCGAGAUAGAGAUUGGGAUCGCGAUCGCGAUCGGCACGCUCAUCAACAUCUCCCACCCGAUAGAGAUCGUGGGUAUGGAGGCCCUGGAAAUGAAGGGGGAAUGCGAGGAGGGGGGCCAGCUGAGCCUCAGGAUGUAUACAAUGGGCGGAGAUAG
This is a messenger RNA of Exophiala aquamarina CBS 119918, 2073 nucleotides long. Its product is annotated as CMGC/CDK protein kinase. Gene Ontology annotation, biological process: protein phosphorylation. Gene Ontology annotation, molecular function: cyclin-dependent protein serine/threonine kinase activity; ATP binding. Gene Ontology annotation, cellular component: nucleus. The transcript has a single exon. NCBI's taxonomy places the organism in Eukaryota, Fungi, Ascomycota, Eurotiomycetes, Chaetothyriales, Herpotrichiellaceae. Bases 1 to 2073 code for a protein of 690 amino acids. The record is from RefSeq and is a predicted model, not a curated record.